Molecule: messenger RNA, 552 nt
Organism: Fomitopsis serialis
Lineage: Eukaryota; Fungi; Basidiomycota; Agaricomycetes; Polyporales; Fomitopsidaceae
Exons: 2
Source: RefSeq, a predicted model, not a curated record
AACGCGACGUUCUUGGACCACGAAGAAUGGUUGGCCUCUAUGGCGCGAGAUCUACUAGCCAUGCCUAUCUACGAGGAUGUCGAGCUUCGCGACGCUCAUCAGGACGUCCUCGAGUACGUGUAUAGGGAGAUGGAUGUUCUAGAGCGGGCGAAGAGAGACCAGUGGGAUAAGCAAAGGGAUCACUCCGCUACGCGACCCGAUCCUGCACUGCGCAACCAUUGGUUGGCUCGGUUUCUUUCGCGUCCAGACGUAGAGCCGUUGGUGGACGCUAGGAGGGAACAAACUCCAUCUCAGCUCCCAGAUAUCCAGUCAGAUGUGUGGGAUGCGCCUCUGUUCCACGAGUUCAAGGACGCGGCGGGCGGAGCAUUCAUCAAAGGCCCAUCGGAGGAGGGGAGAUACCUGUUCAGUCUCUCUGUCGACGGCUUUAACCCGUUUCAGGCAAAGGAGGCUAAGCAAAGCGUCACAGUCACCGGAAUAUACAUGGUCUGUCUUAACCUUCCACCUCAAAUCCGUUACUUGCCGGAGAACACAUACCUUGUCGGCAUUAUUCCU